Messenger RNA from Aptenodytes forsteri (emperor penguin), 745 nucleotides. RefSeq names its product NUS1 dehydrodolichyl diphosphate synthase subunit (gene NUS1). NCBI's taxonomy places the organism in Eukaryota, Metazoa, Chordata, Aves, Sphenisciformes, Spheniscidae. The record is from RefSeq and is a predicted model, not a curated record. Gene Ontology annotation, cellular component: dehydrodolichyl diphosphate synthase complex; endoplasmic reticulum membrane. Gene Ontology annotation, molecular function: ditrans,polycis-polyprenyl diphosphate synthase [(2E,6E)-farnesyl diphosphate specific] activity. Bases 1 to 603 code for a protein of 200 amino acids. The transcript has 5 exons.
AUGGCUUGUAACUAUUGUAAAACUGAGCAAAAGCCAUGUGCCCCUGAAAAGACCCGUGUAAUGGAGGACUACUUGUCAGAUUUGUUUUGUAGCACUCUUUAUAGGAGUUGGCUGACAAUGCAACCUUUUUUUAAAGGUAUUUUCAAGAGGAAUAAUUCAAGAUUGAUGGAUGAGAUCUUAAAACAGCAGCAAGAACUCUUAGGACUAGAUUGCUCCAAGUACACCGUGGAAUUUGCAAAUCAAGACAAAGCUGAUCAAGUUUUAAAUUGCCAAUCUACAUUGAAGGUGCUGUCCCCGGAAGAUGGAAAAGCAGACAUAGUAAAAGCUGCUCAGAACUUUUGUCAGUUGGUAGCACAGCAGCAAAGAACAUACACAGACCUGGAUGUGAAUGUGUUAGACAACUUAUUAAGUAGUACAAAUGGAUUUCCUGAUCCUGAUUUAGUCUUGAAGUUUGGUCCUGUGGACAGCACAUUAGGAUUCCUUCCAUGGCACAUCAGACUGACAGAGAUCAUUUCUUUGCCUUCCCACCUGAACAUCAGCUAUGAAGACUUUUUCUCUGCCCUCCAUCACUAUGCAGCCUGCGAGCAACGCUGGGGAAAGUGACUUCUGGCUGAGCACGUGGAGUCAGGCUUUCUGUGGGAAGGAAUUGAUGUCUGUUUACAAGCACCUGUGACCCAUAAGUCUGGUUCAUAGUCCUUUCUUAAUUUAUCAACAAAUUCAAUAAAGUGUCUUACCUUUCUAGAGA